GUGAGGGAAAGAGAAAGAGCGAGUGAGGGAAAGAGAGAGAAAGAGAGAGAGAGAGAGAGUGAGGGAGUGUGAGUGAGGAUCAUAUUUAGGCUACUGCCGCUCUCCUGUCAAAUAAGCGCUUCACUAAACAGAUCAAAAUGACUAGUCAGUUCGAAGAAGAUAUCCACGACCGGGGAGAAUGUAAGAGUAAAUCGCCCACUCUGCUCUCCUCCUAUUGUAUAGACAGUAUUCUGGGCCGACGGAGCCCCUGUAAAGUCAGGAUGAUAGGGGCGCAAAGUUUGACAGCUCUACCGGGGAGACAGGAGCAAGACAAGCAGACCGAAGGCUCGACUAAAGACCCCCUAUCCCUAGACACAGACAUGCACCUUCCACCAAAGCUGCGCCGGCUCUACGGACCAGGGGGGAAGUACCUGGACCACGGCCGGGGUUUAGUUCACGACCUAGGGGAGAAAUUGGACAAGGAGAGGCUCCUGGUGGACCAAGCCUGCGAGAGCCUCAAAAUCAUCCAGGCUCCACAGGUGAGCAUCAGCCGGAGCAAAUCGUACCGGGAGAACGCGUCCCUGAUCCGGGGAGAGGGAGGCCAGAGUCCCGUUGAAGGGCCGGAAGAUGGGCCUGGGCUAAGGCUGGGCGAGUUAGGGUCGAUGAAGUUUGAGGAGGACGCGGGGAAAGAGGAGGAGAGCUGCGGGGAGGCGAUGGGUCUCUCCCCGAAGGACGACGAGAGGGAGAGCCUCCACGCCGGGGAUGGAGACGUGAGGGACGGCGAGGACAGCGUGUGUCUGUCGGCAGGCAGUGACUCGGAGGAAGGGAUGCUAAAACGCAAGCAAAGAAGAUACAGGACUACAUUCACCAGCUAUCAGCUGGAGGAGCUGGAGAGGGCUUUCCAGAAGACACACUACCCGGAUGUCUUCACCAGAGAGGAGCUUGCGAUGCGGCUGGAUCUCACCGAGGCGCGAGUCCAAGUAUGGUUUCAGAAUCGUCGUGCUAAGUGGCGUAAGCGUGAGAAGGCAGGUGUCCAGACGCACCCCUCUGGACUCCCUUUCCCCGGCCCCCUGUCAGCCGCCCACCCCCUCAGCCACUACCUGGAUGGGGGUCCCUUUCCCCCACACCCUCACCCCAUCCUAGAGUCUGCCUGGACAGCUGCUGCUGCCGCUGCAUUUCCUGGUCUGGCUCAUCCCCAUAGCAGCCACUCAGGCCAGCACCUAGGGACACCGCUGGGCCUCGGAACAUUCCUGGGUACAGCCGCCAUGUUCCGUCACCCUGCCUUCAUGGGACCCACCUUCGGCAGGCUCUUCUCCAGUACAGGCCCUCUGACCAGUGCUUCCACCGCCGCCACUCUCCUCCGCCAGCCUGCCCCGCCCGUCGAGACUCCCUCCAUCCCUCCGCCGGUCCUCUCCAAACCUUCCUCCUCUCCCUCCUCCUUAGCUGCAGCGGAUCGCAGGGCCUCCAGUAUUGCAGCUCUGAGGCUGAAGGCUAAAGAGCACUCUGCUCAGAUCACCCAGCUCAACAUCCUGCCCAGCGGAGCUCCAGGGAAGGAGGUGUGCUGAACAGCUGUUACCCCACCCAGCACUUUCUUUCCUAGGCUUCUGUCCCUCACCUGUCUCCCCUUUCCAUCUCUCAUACCUCUGCAGAUCUGGGAAAGGAGUGGUGGAUGGAUCCAACCCUGACCGCUGAUCUCUGUCCCCUAAACCCUGAUCCUCUCUGGGCUGAUGACCCCUUUCCCAACUGCCCCGCCCCACCCCUUCCCCAUACCUCUUAUCCUCAAACAAAAAGCACGACCAAAUUCAAAGAGCACUGGCAAACCGGAGCACUGUGUGUGUGUGAGAGCAUCAUCAC
This is a messenger RNA of Coregonus clupeaformis (lake whitefish), 1833 nucleotides long. It is a transcript of the gene arxa, whose product is annotated as aristaless related homeobox a. Gene Ontology annotation, biological process: regulation of transcription by RNA polymerase II. Gene Ontology annotation, molecular function: DNA-binding transcription factor activity, RNA polymerase II-specific; RNA polymerase II transcription regulatory region sequence-specific DNA binding. The transcript is spliced from 5 exons. The record is from RefSeq and is a predicted model, not a curated record. The coding region runs from base 138 to 1544 and encodes 468 amino acids. Lineage: Eukaryota; Metazoa; Chordata; Actinopteri; Salmoniformes; Salmonidae.